AUGUAUGAUCCCUGUAUCCUGACCUACAAGAAGUACAUGUAUGAUCCCUGUAUCCAGACCUACAAGAAGUACAUGUGUGAUCCCUGUAUCCAGGCCUACAAGAAGUACAUGUGUGAUCCCUGUAUCCAGACCUACAAGAAGUACAUGUAUGAUCCCUGUAUCCAGGCCUACAAGAAGUACAUGUGUGAUCCCUGUAUCCAGACCUACAAGAAGUACAUGUGUGAUCCCUGUAUCCAGACCUACAAGAAGUACAUGUAUGAUCCCUGUAUCCAGACCUACAAGAAGUACAUGUGUGAUCCCUGUAUCCAGACCUACAAUAAGUACAUGUGUGAUCCCUGUAUCCAAACCUACAAUAAGUACAUGUGUGAUCCCUGUAUCAAGAACUACAAGAAGUACAAUCAUGUCUACAAGAAAUACAUGUAUGAUCCAUGUAUCCAGGCCUACAAGAAGUACAUGUGUGAUCCCUGUAUCCAGACCUACAAGAAGUACAUGUGUGAUCCCUGUAUCCAGGUCUACAAGAAAUACAUGUAUGAUCCAUGUAUCCAGGCCUACAAGAAGUACAUGUGUGAUCCCUGUAUCCAGACCUACAAGAAGUACAUGUGUGAUCCCUGUAUCCAGACCUACAAGAAGUACAUGUAUGAUCCCUGUAUCCAGACCUACAAGAAGUACAUGUGUGAUCCCUGUAUCCAGACCUACAAGAAGUACAUGUGUGAUCCCUGUAUCCAGACCUACAAUAAGUACAUGUAUGAUCCCUGUAUCCAGACCUACAAAAAGUACAUGUAUGAUCUAUGUAUCCAGACCUACAAGAAGUACAUGUAUGAUCCAUGUAUCCAGAUCUACAAGAAAUACAUGUAUGAUCCCUGUUUCCAGGCCUACAAGAAAUACAUGUAUGAUCCCUGA
Mya arenaria is the source of this 900-nucleotide messenger RNA. RefSeq lists its product as uncharacterized. The transcript is spliced from 2 exons. Lineage: Eukaryota; Metazoa; Mollusca; Bivalvia; Myida; Myidae. The coding region runs from base 1 to 900 and encodes 299 amino acids. The record is from RefSeq and is a predicted model, not a curated record.